AUGGCUCCGCGACUGCAAGCUUCAAGAUGCUUGGGCAGGUCUGGUCCACGUGGUGCAUCACGAUGCGCAGCUCAAUUGGCGUGGUCUGCUUGCGAGCUGCAGCAGAUUAGGGGCAUUGCGACCUCGUACCUGAAUAAGGUUGCCGAAGGCGAAGCGCGGUGGGAGAAGAGAGCACAGCAGAUUCAAAAUGGGGAGCUGCCGCAUGUGUGGGAUGUGCUGGAUGAAAGAGGGUAUAUCAAGGACGUUGCUGGCACACCCGACAAGAUCAAAGAAGUCAUGCGCAUCAAGCGAAUAGGCGCCUACGUCGGAGUAGACCCAACAGCUGACUCCCUACACAUCGGCCACCUGCUCCCGUUCAUGCCUCUCUUUUGGCUCUGGUUCCACGGAUACCCGGCCGUGACGCUCCUCGGCGGCGCUACCGCUCGAAUCGGCGACCCUACCGGCCGAUUACAAAGUCGCGACCACCUGAGCAACUCAGAAAUCUCAAAAAACGUCACCAAGAUCCACUUCCAACUGUCCAGACUAUGGCGAAACGUCGUCACACUACGAGAAAAGUACGGCUACGACAAGGACUGGGCCGCAAAACGGCACCUCCUCAACAACAACAUGUGGCUGCAGGGCCUGACCGUGUACGAUUUCACGAAGCGACUCGCGAGACAUGCCCGAAUCGGCCCCAUGCUCUCCCGUGACACUGUGAAGCGCAAGAUGACGGAAGGCGAUGGCAUGUCUCUCGGGGAGUUCAUGUAUCCGCUAUUCCAGGGCUGGGACUUUUGGCACAUGUACAACAAGCUUGGUAUCCAGAUGCAGAUCGGUGGCUCGGACCAGUACGGAAAUAUCGUGGCGGGUAUCGAUGCGCUCAAGAUUAUUCGUGAAAGUGAAGAGGCGCCGCAUGCGAAGAUGCCUACGGACUGGCAGCACGAACCGAUGGGCUUCACGGUCCCGCUGUUGCUGGACUCUGCGGGCGUCAAGUUUGGCAAGAGCGCGGGGAAUGCUGUGUGGUUGGAUGAGUUCAAGACGUCUGCGUUUGAUCUCUACGGAUACUUUAUGCGUCGAACAGACGACGAGGUUGAGAAGCUGUUGAAGUUGUUUACGUUUAUGCCCAUGAGCAAAGUCCAGGAGACGAUGACACAACACCGUGCUGACCCUUCGAAACGAGUUGCCCAACAUACACUUGCCUUUGAGGUGCUGUCCUUGGUGCAUGGCUCUCAGAAGGCACUUCAGGAGGCGCAGCAGCACAAGUUCCGGUUCGGCGGUGAGCUGCCGCACAUUAUUAAAGAGCCGACCGAGGACAGUGGGAUUAUCACGCAGAACAACGCGCCCCGAAGCGAUAUCCAGCUGCCGCAGUCGGUGAUGAAGUUAUCGCCAGCGAAGAUCUUAUUCGCAACCGGACUAGCUAGCAGCAACAGCGACGCCCAACGUCUGGUCUCUCAACAAGGCGCUUACGUCGCCGCUCAGCCCGGCCAGACUCGUGGCCUUGUGCCCGGGAACUUGUCCUGGACGCCGAUAAAGAUGUGGUUCCCGGAAGAAACAAGCCGGUACCUCAUCGACGAGAAGAUCCUCAUCCUCCGCAAGGGGAAGCACAAUGUGCGCAUUGUGGAAAUCGUGUCCGAUGAGGAAUGGGCGGCCAGUGGAAAGAUAUACCCUGGUCAGGCGUACACGGGCGUGGUGCGCCGCAUGACGGAGCAGUUGGAGAAGGAGGCCGAGGCGGCUGGCCAGAAGUUGACGCCGAAUCAGCUGAAGAAACUUCUUAAGGAAAGGGCCAGCGAGCAGCAGGCGCUCAAGGUUGCUAACAAUCCGGACAUUGAGCUACCGAGCAAGCAGGAGAUACGGCAGAGGAAGAACUAUGCCCAGGAUCGGCGAGGGCGUCAAGACAAGUCCAGGUGA
Molecule: messenger RNA, 1884 nt
Organism: Pochonia chlamydosporia 170
Lineage: Eukaryota; Fungi; Ascomycota; Sordariomycetes; Hypocreales; Clavicipitaceae
Product: tyrosyl-tRNA synthetase
Exons: 2
Coding region: 1-1884 (627 amino acids)
Biological process (GO): tyrosyl-tRNA aminoacylation
Cellular component (GO): mitochondrion; cytosol
Molecular function (GO): ATP binding; RNA binding; tyrosine-tRNA ligase activity
Source: RefSeq, a predicted model, not a curated record